Stereum hirsutum FP-91666 SS1 is the source of this 324-nucleotide messenger RNA. RefSeq lists its product as uncharacterized. Bases 1 to 324 code for a protein of 107 amino acids. The record is from RefSeq and is a predicted model, not a curated record. Lineage: Eukaryota; Fungi; Basidiomycota; Agaricomycetes; Russulales; Stereaceae. The transcript has 5 exons.
AUGACCUACACCAUCAUCGUCCAUCUCCGCGCAUCUUCGCUCGAGAAUGCUGAAAAGCUGAGGGAGAAGCUCAUCGAGGCGGCUUCUGUCUAUCGUAAGGACAAGGAGACGAUGGCGUGGCUGGUACACCAGGACCCGAAGGAACCUACCAAGUUCGCGAUCGUCGAGAGGUUCGAGAAUGAAGCGAGCCAAACGUACCAUCUCGAAAACCCUUACUGGAAGACCUUUGAUCCCUAUGUAAUCCCGCUCCUCGCUGAGCCGAUGAACCUGACGAGGUGGGAGGAGUUGCCCGUCCCUGUCAAGAACCAGGACUCUGCUGCGUAA